UCGAUCGCAGCGUUCGUCCAUGGCCAGUUGCGAGGGUUGCGAGAGGUUUUCAUCCGAGUUUUACGGCUGUUUUUGCCCGAUAUGCCCUGAUUCCCUUUGUCCUGAGUGCCUCAUUUUUCUACCGUUCGUAAGGUAGCGCCGCGAUAAAUGAAGAGCGGCGAUAGACAAACGCAUUGUUCGAGUGACAGCCCGUUCAUCGGCGUACUACGGUUGCAGUGAGUAAGGGACAAAUCAGCCGUCAAUGCACGCUGCACAUCGCAUCGACAGUGGACGCCUCUUUGCGACUGUUCGUCGCGGCCGCGGUCACAGCCCCUCGGAUUAGGCCGAUUGUCAUCGGACUUUCUACAGAGUAUAAGGUUCACCCAAGAUUGCAGGACGAAGAUGCCCCUUACCCGGGUGGAGUUGCUGCCCCUGUCGGUGUUUAUUCUGUUGCCCGGUACUUUCAUCCUCACAUACUUGAUCUCGAUUGCUCUUGGCCACGUUGAAGCCGACUUUCCAUACAUCAGCGACACUGGCACGUACGCUCCAGAGAGCUGCAUCUUCAGCCAACUGCUCAAUUUGUGCGCUGCCCUGAUGGCUGGCACCGUGUAUGUGCGCUAUAAGGAAGUGGAGCAGUAUUACCGGGACCACCUUUCCCAGGAGUCUCCAAAGGUGCUACGGCUCAACAGGGCCGGGCUUUGGCUCGGCUGGAUGGCUUCUCUCGGAGUUUCCAUCGUGGCAAACUUUCAGGAGACUGAAGUGCUGUACGUCCACUUGUGCGGGGCAUUCCUGGCGGUUGGGGUGGGCACAGCCUACACAUGGGUCCACACACGGAUGAGUUUCCACAUGCAGCCGCUCGUCAACACGCUGACCGUCGCUCGGCUGCGGCUACUCCUGUCCGUACUGGCCACGGUGGCCUUCAUUUCAACUGCUAUUACGGCGCCGUUGUCGUUCAGCAAGUUUCACGGGAAGGACCGGACAAAGUGGAAACCGGAGGACGGGGGUUACCACUUACACGUGGCCAGCACGGCAUCCGAAUGGAUCCUGGUAUUUGCGGUGGACCUGUACCUGCUCACCUUUGUGCGGGAGCUCCGCCAGAUCUGCCUCAUUUCGCCCAAAGUGCAGUUUCUGGUGGAAAGCGUGCACCCCUCCACGUCGAACGACGUGUACCACACACAAGACCACCUGGAAAUUGCUCACUCGCCGGCCCCGCAGCUUUCCACCAGCACCAACGACCUUGCCGUGGUGACCACCCGUGCGCUCGUGCAUUAGUCGACCCGACGUCGUCGAAAACCGUUCUCGUUCGUUAUACAUUUAAUUCGUUCACGUUCUAACGCGGUUCUUCUAGGACUAUAACUGAGCUUAUUUAGGGGCUUGGGGCUUUGUAUCCUCGUUGUUUUCGUUUUUCUUAACAACCUGACUACAACUGAGCCUGUUCGACUAUACCCCUAAAAAAACUCUGAGCAGAUGUGCUCGCUCGCUGAUCUGAACCCUCGGUCAACAGCCCGUGGGGGUAUCGCUUUCUUGAAGGUGCACGCGUGGUCGUUUCUCGUGCAGCGUCUAUCGUUUCCCCUGUGUACAGCUUUAGGGAGUGACGAGUGACUCACAAAAAAAAAAAAGAAGUAUUUUUUAUUUACCCCGUGCCCUUUAUCACGAAGGACCGUCGUCACGACGCACGGGACUCUUUGUGUGCCUCGAGUUGACUUGCCGGUGUAAUUUAUUUUGUUGGGUUUCUGGCAGACUUUAUUUUUUUUUUUUGUUCGAUCACGUUGUUGCAUUUGCUGCCGAACUCGGGAAUUCCGGUAUUGAGAUGUGUGCAUGUGCCGCGGUUUUCGGAAGAUGGUGGGGCAUUACGUCUCUGUGGCGGUCCUUCGGGACUACGAGAUCUUUUUUAUUUUUUUUUUUCCCCGUGGCAUUUUCGGGCAUUCAUCUCGUGUACAAGCUGCGUGUCUGCAAAUUGGGGUCAAGCUUGGUGAGGAGCGAACGGACAAACUCUUUGGGAAGUCAUGCCGCGUUUUUAUUUCCGAACAGUCUCUCGAGACUGCCUGUUAUAUGUAUGUUCGAAACAUGAAUCCUGCUGCCGCAGUUUGUAUUUUAGUUGCGAUUGUGAAAUAUAUUUUGACCUGAUAAGAA
Ixodes scapularis (black-legged tick) is the source of this 2112-nucleotide messenger RNA. RefSeq names its product DNA damage-regulated autophagy modulator protein 2. Bases 382 to 1251 code for a protein of 289 amino acids. The record is from RefSeq and is a predicted model, not a curated record. The transcript is spliced from 8 exons. NCBI's taxonomy places the organism in Eukaryota, Metazoa, Arthropoda, Arachnida, Ixodida, Ixodidae.